UCUGACAUACUUCAGUCCAGGACUGGAUCUCGGGACAUUAUUGCCCACUCUUCGUCAAAGCUGACCAGAGCCACUUGCCUCCAGGGCUCCUUCUGCCAUUAUUCUGACCCUAGGUCACACUCACACCACCCAAACCAUGAUUCUACUCUUCUUCAUGUUACUUGCCACAGGCACUGGACUUGGCUUGUCAGACCUCCCUCAUGGCAUGCGCCUAGUGGGAGGCCCUAACCCUUGUGAAGGUCGGGUGGAGUUGUGGAAGAAUGGACAAUGGGGCACUGUAUGUGAUGACUAUUGGACGAAAAAAACAAUGGCUAUAGUGUGCCAGGAGCUGCAAUGUGGACCAGGUGUGGCAUCACCAGCUGGCAGAGUCUAUUCACCAAAAGCCCAGGAAGACCAGCCCAUUUGGAACCUGAACUGCCAAGGGACAGAAGCGAAACUGGCAGAAUGUGAAGAAGAUAUAUAUGUAGAAUGCAAUGAUCAUGAUGAAGAUGUAGGUGUAAUCUGUGAAGAAAUUCUAAAUUUAGAUGACUUCCGGCUGGUUGAUGGUCCUAGUCACUGCAUUGGCCGAGUGGAGGUGAAGCAUGUUGGGAAGUGGGAUACCGUGUGCAAUGCAGGCUGGACUUUCCAGGAUGCCGAGGUGCUGUGUCAGGAGCUAGGCUGUGGAAGAUCCAUUCUGACAAAAGGUUCUUAUAGUAAGGAUGAACAAGGAACAGGUGACAUCUGGCCAGGUCAAGUGGAAUGCCAAGGGUCAGAACCAUCCCUGAGUCACUGUGCAGUUGUACUAAUGGAGAAGAACAACUGUUCUCAUCAGGAUGAUACCUGGGUCCACUGUGAAGAAAUUCUAAAUUUGGAUGACUUCCGGCUGGUUGAUGGCCCUAGUCACUGCAUUGGCCGAGUGGAGGUGAAGCAUGCUGGGAAGUGGGAUAGCGUGUGCAAUGCAGGCUGGACCUUCCAGAAUGCCAAGGUGCUGUGUCAGGAGCUAGGCUGUGGAAGAUCCAUUCUGACGAAAGGUUCUUGUGCCAAGGAUCAACAGGGCACAGGGGACAUCUGGCCAGGUCAAGUGGAAUGCCAAGGGUCAGAACCAUCCCUGAGUCACUGUGCAGUUGUACUAAUGGAGAAGAACAACUGUUCUCAUCAGGAUGAUACCUGGGUCCACUGUGAAGAACGCUUUGCCUUGAGGCUGGUGGAUGGAAGACACAAGUGUUCAGGUCGCCUGGAGGUGCUCCACAAAGGCAUUUGGGGCUCUGUUUGCAAUGAUGGCUGGGGAGAAAAGGAGGAUCAGGUGGUUUGCCAGGAGGUGAACUGUGGCAAGGCUGUCUUCCAGAAGCCCCGAGACAGGGUGCGUUUUGGCCAUGGGAAAGGCUACAUCUGGUUGGAUGACGUCCGCUGCAAGGGGAAGGAGACGUCCUUGGAACAAUGUAAACACCGUUUCUGGGGCUACCAUGACUGCACCCACCGGGAGGAUGUGUCUGUAAUAUGUUCUGAAAAAUAACAGGACCCUUCUUUGGAACCCAGAGCCGGCCCAAUCCCAGGAACGUCUCCUGCCAGGCUCAUGGAUUCCAAUCUCUCCCAUGGCUUCUGAUGGACCAGAAGGCUUUAUCUGCUUCUCCCUCACUUCUACCAAGGAGUCUUUCAGCCACAUAAUCUGCUACUGUGAGAUUAACCCUUUCAUUUCUUCCUGAAGUCAUAAUGUGUGAGGACAGAGGAAGGACAAACCUUCUGGGGAGCCGAGUUUCUGACUUUUCUAGGCUCCCCCUCUGACUGCAGACCCCUUGGCAUGGGCUCUCUAACUUUCCUUCUCUCUUUUCAACCCACUUGGGAUCCUCCAGUUCUGACUUCCUGGUACUUUUCCCUGCUGAGUUGUAAGAACAAGACUUGCGUAUGUGAAUUAAUAAAAGCAUCAAAGGAAA
Messenger RNA from Phascolarctos cinereus (koala), 1910 nucleotides. RefSeq names its product CD5 molecule like (gene CD5L). NCBI's taxonomy places the organism in Eukaryota, Metazoa, Chordata, Mammalia, Diprotodontia, Phascolarctidae. The record is from RefSeq and is a predicted model, not a curated record. Gene Ontology annotation, biological process: peptidyl-lysine oxidation. Gene Ontology annotation, cellular component: membrane. Gene Ontology annotation, molecular function: protein-lysine 6-oxidase activity.